Molecule: messenger RNA, 1629 nt
Organism: Olea europaea var. sylvestris
Lineage: Eukaryota; Viridiplantae; Streptophyta; Magnoliopsida; Lamiales; Oleaceae
Product: S-adenosylmethionine synthase 1-like
Exons: 2
Coding region: 220-1383 (387 amino acids)
Biological process (GO): S-adenosylmethionine biosynthetic process
Cellular component (GO): cytosol
Molecular function (GO): ATP binding; methionine adenosyltransferase activity
Source: RefSeq, a predicted model, not a curated record
UGGACAAGGAGUUGUCCAAUCAGGGGGCAAUGUGGCGCUCCCCUAUUGUUUGGAGAACUCCGUCUCGAAGUAACAUUCCUUUUCUAUCUUUUGAAUUUAUUCAGUUCUAAAUAGACUCAAAUCCAUUAUCAGAAUUGCAAGCAUUUGGUGCACCUAAAACUAGUUUCCCCGAGAAACUCUCGUCUGUUGGCUACUGGGUUCAUCUUCGAGGUUGAAAACAUGGACACCUUCCUAUUCACCUCUGAAUCUGUGAACGAGGGCCACCCUGACAAGCUUUGUGAUCAGAUAUCAGACGCAGUACUUGAUGCCUGCCUUGAACAGGAUCCCGAUAGCAAAGUUGCCUGCGAAACUUGUACAAAAACGAACAUGGUAAUGAUAUUUGGUGAGAUCACAACCAAGGGCAAUAUCGACUAUGAGAAGAUUGUGCGUGACACCUGCCGUAACAUAGGAUUUACUUCAGAUAAUGUUGGUCUUGAUGCGGACAAGUGCAAGGUCUUAGUUAACAUUGAGCAGCAGGACCCUGAUAUUGCUCAAGUUGUCCACGGCCACCUAACCAAGCGUCCAGAGGAGAUUGGUGCGGGUGAUCAGGGUCACAUGUUUGGCUAUGCCACAGAUGAGACCCCUGAGCUCAUGCCUCUCAGCCAUGUGCUUGCUACUAAACUAGGUGCCCGCCUCACUGAAGUCCGCAAGAAUGGUACAUGUCCGUGGUUGAGACCUGAUGGAAAGACCCAAGUUACAGUCGAGUACUACAAUGACAAUGGUGCGAUGGUUCCUGUUAGGAUCCACACUGUUCUCAUCUCGACUCAGCAUGACGAAACUGUUACUAAUGAUGAGAUUGCUAAGGAUCUUAAGGAGCACGUCAUCAAACCUGUCAUCCCUGGGAAGUACCUUGAUGAAAAGACAACCUUCCACCUCAACCCAUCUGGUAGGUUCGUUAUUGGUGGGCCACAUGGUGAUGCUGGUCUCACAGGUCGCAAAAUUAUUAUUGACACCUAUGGUGGGUGGGGUGCCCAUGGCGGGGGUGCUUUCUCUGGAAAGGACCCAACUAAGGUCGACAGAAGUGGGGCCUACAUCGUUAGGCAGGCUGCCAAGAGCAUUGUUGCCAGUGGCCUUGCCCGCAGAUGCAUAGUGCAGGUCUCAUAUGCCAUUGGUUUACCUGAUCCAUUAUCUGUGUUUGUUGACACUUACGGCACUGGUAGCAUACCAGACAAGGACAUCUUGAAGAUUGUGAAGGAAAUUUUCGAUUUCAGACCCGGAAUGAUUUCCGCUAACUUGGAUUUGAAGAGGGGUGGCAAUGGAAGGUUCUUGAAAACCGCUACACAUGGUCACUUCGGACGAGAUGACCCCGACUUCACAUGGGAGGUAACUAAGCUCCUCAAAUGAGAGAAGCCCCAAAACUAGUUAUGCUAUACAAUCCUUGCAAUGUGUUGAAUCAUGUGAUCAUUCCAAAUUGAUGGUCUGUGGCCAAGUCUUAUUUGUUGUCCUGCUUUUUCCCUUCUAUUUUUCUCCCUUUUUUAACCCUUAGUUUGUCUUGAGCCUGCCUUGUAAGAGAUGCGGAUGUAUUCAUAAAAUUUCUCUAUAGUUGAUGUUUGGAAACCUUUAAAUAUAGUUUUGUUCAUAGCUGUUCUA